AUGGCCGUGCUCACAGUGGGCACCUACGCUCUGCUAGGUUUUAUCGCGGCUAUCUUUUUCAAUGUCGUCUAUCAGGUGCUUUUUCGCCUGCUGAACAAAUCCAGGCCCCCUUUAGUCUUCCAUUGGAUCCCAUUCCUGGGUAAUACUAUCAGCUAUGGAAUGGAUCCAUAUAAGUUUUUCUUUUCUUGCCAAAAGAAGCAUGGCGAUAUCUUCACGUUUGUCCUCCUGGGUCGUCACACUACCGUAUACCUGGGAAUCAAGGGAAACGAAUUCAUUCUCAAUGGCAAAUUAAAGGAUGUGAAUGCAGAGGAGGUGUAUUCCCCUUUAACAACUCCAGUCUUUGGGUCCGAUGUGGUCUACGAUUGUCCCAAUUCCAAGCUCAUGGAACAGAAGAAAUUCAUUAAAUACGGUCUCUCAUCAGCAGCACUAGAGGCUCAUGUUCCCUUGAUCGAGAAAGAAGUUUUAGAUUAUCUUGAUACUUCUCCCAACUUCCACGGAAAAUCCGGAGACGUAGAUAUUUCGAGCGCCAUGGCUGAAAUAACUAUUUUUACCGCCGGUAUUACCCUUCAGGGGGAAGAGGUACGCUCGAAACUUACGACCGAGUUUGCCGCUCUAUAUCAUGAUCUGGAUAAGGGUUUUACCCCUAUAAAUUUCAUGCUACCGUGGGCCCCUUUGCCACAUAAUAAGAAGCGGGAUGCUGCCCACUCUCGUAUGCGUGCCAUCUAUACCGAUAUUAUUGAAAAGCGACGUCGCGAAGGAGCCAAAUCCAACAAUACCCAGACGGACAUGAUUCACAAUUUGAUGCAAUGCACCUAUAAAAAUGGACAACCGCUACCGGAUAAGGAAAUUGCGCAUAUGAUGAUCACCCUCCUAAUGGCCGGUCAGCACUCCUCGUCUUCAAUCAGCUCCUGGAUUAUGCUUCGUCUAGCCUCUCAACCAGAUAUAGUGGAAGAACUUUACCGAGAGCAGCUAGCCAAUCUGCCACAUACCGGCCCCAAUGGCUGCCUAGCUCCCCUACAGUACAAAGACCUUGACAACCUUCCGCUACAUCAAAAUGUGAUCCGCGAAACCCUCCGCCUCAACUCAUCAAUCCAUUCGCUCAUGAGAAAGGUCAAGAACCCGAUGCCGGUUCCUGGUACCCCUUAUGUGGUACCAACAUCGCAUGUCUUACUCGCAUCUCCGGGAGUAACGGCCCAGAGUGAUGAGCAUUUCCCCAACGCGAUGAAGUGGGAUCCUUAUCGAUGGGACGCCCAAAAACCCAAGACUGAUGAAAAGGAGGAGGAUAUGGUUGAUUAUGGCUACGGUGUUAUGGCUAAGGGGUCUAAUAGCCCAUAUCUCCCAUUUGGGGCUGGCCGGCACCGAUGCAUUGGAGAAAAAUUCGCCUAUGUCAACCUAACGGUGAUAGUUGCUACGGUGCUUGGAGGGGAAGAAUGGCGUACCUGCUACAGACUACUCAUCACUGUUUUCUGGACCAAUGAAACCCGCGCGGAUUCGCUGGGAACGACGUCCUAA
This is a messenger RNA of Trichophyton benhamiae CBS 112371, 1512 nucleotides long. RefSeq lists its product as uncharacterized. NCBI's taxonomy places the organism in Eukaryota, Fungi, Ascomycota, Eurotiomycetes, Onygenales, Arthrodermataceae. Gene Ontology annotation, molecular function: iron ion binding; monooxygenase activity; oxidoreductase activity, acting on paired donors, with incorporation or reduction of molecular oxygen. Bases 1 to 1512 code for a protein of 503 amino acids. The record is from RefSeq and is a predicted model, not a curated record. Gene Ontology annotation, biological process: ergosterol biosynthetic process. The transcript is spliced from 3 exons.